Molecule: messenger RNA, 1974 nt
Organism: Cydia splendana
Lineage: Eukaryota; Metazoa; Arthropoda; Insecta; Lepidoptera; Tortricidae
Exons: 3
Coding region: 1-1974 (657 amino acids)
Source: RefSeq, a predicted model, not a curated record
AUGUCAAACACCGAGCUUUACGCUUUGAUGAAAGAAGAACUAAGAAAUCAAGCCGUGCUGAUAGAAAACAAUUCUGAAAAAAUUCUGAGAACGAUAGACGAUAAAAUAAAACCAUUACAGGAAGAAAACAAGAUUCUCAAGUCAGAAGUAGAGAUAUUAAACAAGAAAGUAAAUACAUUAGAGAACAUAACCAAACAAAACAACAUUAUAAUACAUGGUCUAAAUGAAAGUGAUACAAGUUAUACGCAGCUAUCCAAAAACGUCACACUUCUGUUUGAAAAGUUGGAUGUGAAAGUUGAAAAUAGUGACAUUAACAAAAUGCACAGGAUAGGCAGAAAAAAGGAAGACAAAAUAAGGCCAGUACUAAUCUCUUUCACCACAUACAAUAAGAAAAUUGAAAUUCUGAAAAACAAGAAAAAAGUACCAGAAAAGAUGUAUAUAACUGAAGACUUCACUAAAGCGACUUUAGAAAAACGUAAAGAACUACAAGGGGAGCUUAAGCAGGAGAGAGAAAAGGGCAAUAAAGUGUACAUUAGGAACGACAAAUUAAUAAUCAAGCCCAAAGAAAAUGAAAAACGGAAGCGAGAAGAUUCAACAUCCCCCUCCCGUCAGUCCACCUCGGCAACAGAACACCAAGAAAAUGACAGAGGAAAGAUAGCACAAGAAGACAUUAAAGACACAUUCUAUGGAGAUCUAGAAAGAACUCUUGGAAAAGCACACAAAACAAUAUUCCUAAUGGGCGAUUUCAAUGGCCAAAUCGGUAAAAGACAAGCCGGGGAGGACGCCAUUAUGGGUCUACAUGACGAAAACCAGCCUAGGGAGCAGGCAGGAUUCAGAAGUGAUUUUUCAACCAUGGACCACAUCCAUGUCAUUAAGCAAGUCAUAGAAAAAUGUAAUGAAUAUGGAAAAAUAUAUUAUCUGGCAUUUAUAGAUUACAACAAAGCAUUUGACUCUCUUAGACACACACAUAUCUGGGACGCUCUGCGAUCACAAGGAGUACUUCCGAAAUAUAUCAGAAUAAUUAAGAACAUAUAUAAGGACGCAACAGCAAAAAUACAAACAGAAAGAAUAGGAGUACCAUUCAAAAUAAAGAAAGGAGUACGUCAAGGAGACCCCUUAUCGCCAAAGCUGUUCUCAGCGGUGCUGGAACAUAUUUUCAGGAAAAUGGACUGGGAUGCUUUUGGAAUAAACAUAAACGGUGAAAAGUUGAAUCACUUAAGGUUUGCUGAUGACCUGAUUGUCCUGAGUGACAAUCAGAGGGACCUGGAGAAAAUGUUGGUACAACUAGAAAAAGAAAGUAAUAUUGUAGGUCUGACUUUGAACACUGAUAAAACCAAAUUAAUGACAAAUCAUGAAAAAGCACCUAUCUCACUGAACAACAGCUGUAUAGAAUAUGUCAACCAGUAUACGUAUUUAGGACAAAUUAUCUCACCCGAAGACCAAAUGACAAAAGAAAUAAACACUAGAAUAUGCAACGCGUGGAAAAGCUACUGGUCGCUUAAAGAGGUCAUGAAGAACCCACAGAUACCAAUCAAAGACAAAACAAAAGUAUUCAACUCUUGUAUAUUGCCAUGUCUGACAUACGGAUCCCAAACAUGGGCUCUCACCGAAAAGCAUAAAAAAGCACUGCAAGUAUGUCAAAAUAACAUGGAGAGAAGCAUUUUAAAUAUAAAGUUAAGGGACCGAGUCAGACUAACCAAUAUAAGAAGUAAAACUAAAGUUGCAGAUGUAACAUAUACGGUGAUGAAACUCAAAUGGAACUGGACUGGACACACUAUAAGAAACCAGAAGAACAAAUGGUCCAAGGAUAUCAUAAUGUGGUACCCAAGAGAUGGGAAAAGAAGGAGAGGACGGCAGAGGAAGAGAUGGGAAGAUGAGAUUAUGGAAACAGCCGGCAAAACAUGGAGGAGAAAAGCCGCAAACAGAAAGCUAUGGCAAGCACUAGGGGAGGCCUAUGCCAAAGGGGCAAGCUGA